AUGGUCGAUUCAUGCGCGAACGAAUGCAGCGACGGAACGCGCCUUUUCUGUCGACACACAGCACUCGCGGAAGCCGACGAUUUUCGUCGCGUUGGCGUGUGAUGUCCAGAUGGAAGCGAUGCGCAGAUUUUCGAGAAGGACGAGCUUCCGAAAGACGACUCAAGCGGUCGACAGCACGAUUUUUGUCGUCGUGGUGGUGUCGAUUGGAGAAUGUAUGGCCCUACACAUUGCCAAUUGAAACAGUACCUACACUUUGGCGCAUACACUCUGUAGCCCACGACAGAAGUCGACCGCAAGACCGCAUUGUUCAACUUCGAGUGAAUCAAGCAUGAACCAAACCACUUCUCAUUGUUCCCGCUGCUGCAGCCACACCCGCGCACACGCUUCCCCAGCUCCCCCGUCGCCCCCAUCCCCUCCAACACCCCCGCAACCCACCUAUGUCUUUGGGCAACACAGAAGCGAGUCGAGCCCAAGUGCUGCCGCGAGAGCGCACAAGAAAGGCCAGUUCGUGACGAGUGCGAUCGUUGGCUUCGUUGUGGUGCUCCUCCUCAAGAACUUGUUUGUGUUGACCAGCAUCGUGGGGGUGGUCUUCUUGGCGCUGAUGGGACUCGGAAGCCACGGAGUGAUUCGUGUUGACUUUAAGAAAGCCGUGGACAUGUGCAGCAUGCAAGAUCUGCCAUCGCUGUCGGUCGUGCCGUCCAAGCCUGGUUUCAUUGCGGGUGCCGCUGUAGCGUGGCAUGUCUGGCCAUAAGAUAUGCAUGUUCCUCCAUCUUCCACGUAUUAUAAAUGCACCUAUGCAAUGCAUGUGGGUCGCAGAGUCUCUCUAGAAACCCCACGCAUGCGAUGCACAUUGCACACCUAUCCACCGAUCCAGACAGCAGCA
Aphanomyces invadans is the source of this 883-nucleotide messenger RNA. RefSeq lists its product as hypothetical. Lineage: Eukaryota; Oomycota; Saprolegniomycetes; Saprolegniales; Verrucalvaceae. The transcript has 3 exons. The record is from RefSeq and is a predicted model, not a curated record. The coding region runs from base 329 to 751 and encodes 140 amino acids.